GAGUCCCACGUACGAUUUUCCCCUAUUUAAACCUUUCCUAGCAACAAUCUUCGACCAUUCAAUUCCAUUUAUUUCUCCCUUUUCUUCUUGAAAAUUAAGACAAGAAAAACAAAAAUUUUGAUUCAUGGAUUCUUGUGUUAGGGUUUCUGAAAUGCUUAAGGUUUUGUUUGUCCUGGCGUUCCUCUUAGGUUCCUCAUUAGCCGGCAAUUUCUAUAAAGAUGUGACCAUAACGUGGGGUGGCCCCCGGGCUCAGAUACUCAACGGGGGCCAAGUUCUUUCGUUGUCCCUUGACAAUGUUUCGGGUUCUGGUUUCCAGUCCAACAACGAGUACUUGUAUGGAAGGUUUGACGUGCAGCUUAAGCUCGUGCCUGGAAACUCAGCUGGCACUGUCACAACGUUUUUCUUAGCGUCUCAAGGAUCGGCACAUGAUGAGAUUGAUUUCGAGUUCUUGGGGAAUAGUUCCGGGCAGCCAUACACCGUGCACACCAACAUUUAUACCCGAGGAGUAGGCAAUAGGGAACAACAGUUCCGCCUCUGGUUCGACCCUACCGUUGCAUUCCACACUUACAGUAUUCUCUGGAACUCGCAAAACAUAAUAUACAUGGUGGACAACAUCCCGAUUAGGGUUUUCAAAAACUACGCUGCAUACGGAGUCGCAUUCCCGACCAGCCAGCCGAUGAGGUUAUUAGCCAGCCUCUGUAAUGCCGAGCCGAUGACUACGCAGGGCGGGAGAGUGAAGACGGACUGGACCAAGGCCCCCUUUACCGCCACUUACCGGAAUUACAAUGCCACAGGCUGUGUUGUGAGUGCAACAGGGACGAAUUCCUGCAACGGGGCUGCGAACAGCCAGGCUUGGCUAACUCAGGGACUGGAUGCCAAUGGGAGGAACAGAAUCCGAUGGGUGCAACAAAAACAAAUGAUCUACAAUUACUGUACAGAUGUUAAAAGGUACCCCCAGGGGCUUCCCAAGGAAUGCAGGCUUCCUAGGUUCUAAGGGUACGUGGAAUUGUCAACAAUUUCCAGGCCGUCAUCGUCGACCCAGUUUCAAUGUAUUUUCUUCAUGAUUCAUAUGUUCUACUUCGUGUUCUUUCUUUUUUGUUUAUUUAUAUUUUUCCCUGGAAAAGAGUUAAAUUGCUACGGAAUAAGGACUUUGAACAAGAAAGGGGAUGUGAUUCUUUGAUUAUACCAAAAUACCAAUGUUUUGUUGCAUUUUUGUUUCUUCUUUGCUGUUUUUUCUGACUUAUUGUAUGCUUUGUUCUGUAUAAUAAUGGUACUAAAAUUGGAUUGGA
Molecule: messenger RNA, 1289 nt
Organism: Sesamum indicum (sesame)
Lineage: Eukaryota; Viridiplantae; Streptophyta; Magnoliopsida; Lamiales; Pedaliaceae
Product: xyloglucan endotransglucosylase protein 1
Biological process (GO): cell wall biogenesis; xyloglucan metabolic process
Cellular component (GO): cell wall; apoplast
Molecular function (GO): xyloglucan:xyloglucosyl transferase activity; hydrolase activity, hydrolyzing O-glycosyl compounds
Source: RefSeq, a predicted model, not a curated record